Molecule: messenger RNA, 888 nt
Organism: Condylura cristata (star-nosed mole)
Lineage: Eukaryota; Metazoa; Chordata; Mammalia; Eulipotyphla; Talpidae
Gene: LMNTD1
Product: lamin tail domain containing 1
Exons: 6
Coding region: 4-888 (294 amino acids)
Cellular component (GO): nuclear envelope; cytoplasm
Source: RefSeq, a predicted model, not a curated record
ACCAUGAUUGGGGAAGGGGAGGAUUAUUUCUUGUCUUUGUUUGGUGAUUCAAGGAGAGUAUCAGCACACCCGUUCCGAAAGGAGAAAUCCUGGAGGCACUUUUCUGUGAUUCUUGAAGAAGUGGACCAGUCUCGAUCCAGCGCUCUUGGAGACAUUUGUAUAGCUGAAGUAAAUAUCAAGGGUUUGUUUGUGAAGCUUGUUAAUUCUUCCCUGGACAAAGAACUUGAGAUUGGAGAUCAUAUUCUCCAGCAAAACGUGAAUGGACAAAGAGUGGCUGUGUACAGAUUCCUUCCAAAUAUCAUAAUGCCAGCCAAUUCCACAGUAACAGUGUGGGCAGCAGCAUCUGAAGCAGAACACCAGCCACCAUCAAAUUUUCUCUGGAAGGAACUCAACAAAUUUGGAACAAGUCCGAAUUACACAACAAUCCUGUGUAAACCUAAUGGUGAAGCUGUUGCCUGGUACACUCCUAUUCACUGGAAGCAAAUGUGGGAGAAAUUAGAGACUGACAUUGAAUUUGACAGAUGCUCACUAGUAAAUCCAGCAUCUCAAAGGCAAAUGUUUCAUUGGCCAACAGCUACAAAGACAGCCUCUAAAGAACAGCAAGAUGAAUAUAAGAAAGACACUGAAAACUUCGAAAUGGAACCAGUCAAAUCUUUUCUGGAGAGAGAAAAGGAAAUCCCACCAACACUGUUCCCCACUCGCAGCCCUUGGUGCUGUAGUCCUGAUGUCCCUGCACAUCCCUACUGUACUUUAAUUGAACCUUUCAAUGCCAGCUUGGCUAAGAGAAGCUCUAACAGACAACCACAGCCUCAGUCAGCCAGGCCUGACCGCACCCAGCACACGCAGGAAGAUGGGGCAUGUGCAGCCUUGGAAUGUGAAGAGGAGUAA